UAAAUUUGAUUGUUGCAAUUGUGGACAUGCAUUUCGAUUCGUUACAUGCACAUUGAAUUUUAUUCUAAAAGAAAUAUAAUGCUAUUUGAAUGGCUGCAACUCAGUAUUUCCAAUGUUGUUAAUCCAUAUUAUAUGUACCAAUCGAGUGGUGCCAGGUCGCAACAGUAUAAAAGAAUGCCAAGCAUCUUCAGAGUUUCUCAAUAGUAUGCAUCUCCCUCUCCAAUAUUGAACCUACCAAUGGCUUGUAUUGAACUAAGUAUUGUUAUUUGCAGCAUACUAAUAACUGGUGCAUGGAGAGUGCUGAACUACGUGUGGUUAAGGCCAAAAAAACUUGAAAGAUGCUUAAGGAAGCAAGGUCUCAAAGGCAAUUCCUACAGGUUAAUGAUCGGAGACAUGUUUGAGAGCUUUAUGAUGCUGAAACAAGCACAAUCCAAGCCAAUCAACCUCUCAACCUGCCAUGAUAUCGCAGCUCGAGUCAUACCCUUUGUGCAUCAAACUGUGAAAAACUAUGGCUGGGAUUCUUUUACUUGGAAUGGCACCAGACCAAAGGUGAAUAUCACCAAGCCAGAAGAUAUAAAGGAAAUCUUCGACAAACAUGAUGAUUUUCAUAAGGUCGUAAACCCAAUUACAACUUUGUUAAUAUCAGGUUUUGCAAUCUAUGAAGGUGAGAAAUGGGCUAGACACCGAGCUACUGUCAACCCAGCAUUUCGUGCACAUAAGCUGAAGGGAAUGUUACCGGCCCUUUUUGAAAGUUGUGGUGAGAUGAUUAGUGAAUGGGUGACAUUGGUAAAAGAAAAGGGUUCAAGUGAGGUCGAUGUGUGGCCUUACAUCCAGCAGUUGACAGGUGAUGUGAUAUCUCGAACAGCAUUUGGAAGUAGUUACAAAGAAGGGCUAAAAAUAUUCCAACUCUUGAGGGAACAAGCAGUGCUAGUAACGAAAACAUCACAUUUAGUUAUCAUUCCAGGGUGGAGGUUUCUACCAACUAAGAUAAACAAAAGGAUGAAACAAAAUGCGAAAGAAGUAGAAGGUUUACUUGAGAGAAUUAUAAAUAAAAGAGAAGAAGCAAUUAGGGGUGGAGAAGCACCUAAAGAUGACUUGUUAGGAAUACUUUUGGAUUCCAAUUCAAAGGAAAUUCAAGAACAUGGAAACCGAAAAAACAUCAGAUUAAGCCGUAAAGACAUCAUUGAUGAGUGUAAACUGUUUUACUUUGGAGGGCAAGAGACCACUUCAGCAUUGGUUGUUUGGGCAGUAAUUUUGCUAUGUCAAAAUCCGAGUUGGCAAACCCGUGCAAGAGAAGAGGUUCUGCAAGUAUUUGGAAACAACAGACCUGAUGACUUCCAGGAGAUGAACCAACUAAAAGUUAUGACCAUGGUUUUACGUGAAGUUCUUAGGUUAUACCCACCAGUAGCUACACUGAAUCGAACCACUUAUAAGAAAACACAACUCGGAACGUUAUCAUUACCGGCGGGAGUCGAAGUGUCCGUCCCGACAUUGCUUAUGCAUCAGAAUAAGGAACUGUGGGGUGAUGAUGCGGAGGAGUUUAAGCCUGAGAGGUUUUCAGAGGGAGUUUCUAAAGCAACCAAGGGACAAAGUUUGUUCUUCCCCUUCGGAGGAGGUCCUCGCAUUUGCAUUGGUCAGAAUUUUGCUGUGAUGGAAGCGAAAAUCGUGUUAUCAUUGAUUUUGCAACAGUUCAUCCUUGAGCUUUCUCCAUCAUAUGCUCAUGCUCCUUCAUCUGUUAUAACUCUCCAGCCACAAUAUGGUGUUCCUGUCAUCUUAUACAAACGCUGA
Fragaria vesca subsp. vesca is the source of this 1788-nucleotide messenger RNA. Its product is annotated as secologanin synthase-like. The coding region runs from base 238 to 1788 and encodes 516 amino acids. Gene Ontology annotation, molecular function: oxidoreductase activity, acting on paired donors, with incorporation or reduction of molecular oxygen; monooxygenase activity; iron ion binding. NCBI's taxonomy places the organism in Eukaryota, Viridiplantae, Streptophyta, Magnoliopsida, Rosales, Rosaceae. The transcript is spliced from 5 exons. The record is from RefSeq and is a predicted model, not a curated record.